AUGGGAGAAGGUUUAUUUCCUAUACCAGAACAUGGAGACUUUUCUGAUAGCCAUACAGUACCAAUGGGAGAAGGUUUGUUUCCUAUACCAGAACAUGGAGACUGUUCUGAUAGGCAUACAGUACCAAUGGGAGAAGGUUCAUUUCCUAUCCCAGAACAUGGAGACUGUUCUGAUAGGCAUACAGUACCAAUAGGAGAAGGUUUGUUUCCUGUACCAGAACAUGGAGACUGUUCUGAUAGGCAUACAGUACCAAUGGGAGAAGGUUCAUUUCCUAUACCAGAACAUGGAGACCGUUCUGAUAGGCAUACAGUACGAAUGGGAGAAGAUUUGUUUCCUAUACCAGAACAUGGAGACUGUUCUGAUAGGCAUACAGUGCCAAUGGGAGAAGGUUUGUUUCCUAUACCAGAACAUGGAGACCGUUCUGAUAGGCAUACAGUACGAAUGGGAGAAGGUUCAUUUCCUAUACCAGAACAUGGAGACCGUUCUGAUAGGCAUACAGUACAAAUGGGAGAAGGUUUGUUUCCUAUACCAGAACAUGGAGACUGUUCUGAUAGGCAUACAGUACCAAUGGGAGAAGGUUCAUUUCCUAUACCAGAACAUGGAGACUGUUCUGAUAGGCAUACAGUACGAAUGGGAGAAGGUUCAUUUCCUAUACCAGAACAUGGAGACUGUUCUGAUAGGCAUACAGUACCAAUGGGAGAAGGUUCAUUUCCUAUACCAGAACAUGGAGACCGUUCUGAUAGGCAUACAGUACCAAUGGGAGAAGGUUCAUUCAAACUGCUUUUAUCCUUUUCUCCACACUUUCCACUUUUCCACUAG
Molecule: messenger RNA, 819 nt
Organism: Protopterus annectens (West African lungfish)
Lineage: Eukaryota; Metazoa; Chordata; Ceratodontiformes; Protopteridae
Product: basic salivary proline-rich protein 4-like
Exons: 1
Coding region: 1-819 (272 amino acids)
Source: RefSeq, a predicted model, not a curated record